Molecule: messenger RNA, 2202 nt
Organism: Penicillium alfredii
Lineage: Eukaryota; Fungi; Ascomycota; Eurotiomycetes; Eurotiales; Aspergillaceae
Product: GMC family oxidoreductase
Exons: 3
Coding region: 1-2202 (733 amino acids)
Molecular function (GO): long-chain-alcohol oxidase activity; flavin adenine dinucleotide binding
Source: RefSeq, a predicted model, not a curated record
AUGGCAAUCCAGGCGAUGUCCAACUACACUCCGCUGGAGGUUCCUCUUCCUCCGGCCCCUUCAGCUCAGUUCUUCUCCGAGUUGCAGUGGAAGACGCUUUAUGCUCUAGCCGAUGCCAUCAUUCCCUCCAUUCGCGCCCCUGACUCAGCCAAGCGCACCGACAAAGUGAUCUCGGCUGGCGAGUGGGAUGCGGCAGUGACGAAACUGUCCGCGACAAUCCCCAGCCCUGAGGCCACCAAGAUUGCUACCGAAUACUUGGAGGAGGAUGCCUCAUCCAACCCAGCGUUUCGGGCGUGCGUGGAACGGGUUCUAGGCGAUUAUGUGCACGCAGAGGGUAAGAAUGGGUUCAGCAUGAUCCUGACUGCACUCAAGUAUGAUCAGCCAGUGGCUUACCGAGAGAAGGUCUUUCGGGGAUGGGACAGCUCUCGACUGCCCCCUCUUCGCGCAGUCUACCGAGGCCUUACCGCCAUUGUCAAGAAGUCGUGGGUCAUCUCCAGCCCGACGAUCGACCAAGUUCUUGGAUUCCCACGCGUUCCAGUGCAUGGAAAACCUGCUGAUGGGUUCCCCUAUGAGUUUCUGCAUUUCCCACCGGGUGACCAGCCUGAGACCAUCGAGACCGAUGUGGUUGUGGUUGGUAGCGGUUGUGGUGGUGCGGUGGCCGCAAAAAACCUCGCCGAAGCGGGUCUUCGGGUGUUGGUGGUCGAGAAAUCCUACUGGUAUUCACCAAAGGCGUUUCCCAUGACGCCGCACGAAGGUUAUGUCAACAUGUUCGAAAACUCUGGCGCUAUCAUUAGCGACGACGGCUCAGUGGCCGUUCUGGCGGGUUCAACGUGGGGUGGUGGUGGCACCGUGAACUGGUCGGCGGCUUUGCAGACUCAGGGGUAUGUCCGUCAGGAGUGGGCAGAUACCGGGCUGCCGUUCUUCACAUCUCUCGAGUUCCAAAAAAGUCUCGACCGUGUCUGCGAUCGUAUGGGUGUCAAUACCGAGCAUGUCCAUCACAAUCGCGGGAACAGUGUGAUCCUAGAGGGCGCCCGCAAGUUGGGGUAUGCCGCUAAGACGGUACCGCAGAACACGGGCCAUGGCGAGCACUACUGCGGAUACUGUACUAUGGGCUGUGCCUCGACAGGGAAGAAAGGCCCAACCGAGUCGUUCUUGGUGGAUGCCGCGAAGGCCGGGGCCGUGUUUAUCGAAGGGUUCCGGGCAGAUAAGGUGACGUUCGCCAAGACGAACGGCAAGCGGACCGCGGCUGGAGUAGAAGGGACUUGGACAUCGCGGGAUUCGUAUCUUGGGCACAGUGGCUCGGAUGCCGUGCAGCGCAAGGUGUUUAUCAAGGCCAAGAAAGUGGUCGUCUCAUCCGGGACCCUGCAAAGCCCUUUGCUGCUGCUGCGCAGUGGGCUCAAGAACUCGCAAAUUGGCCGGAAUCUCCAUCUUCAUCCAGGCGGUGCAGUCUUCGACGAGGAGGUCCGCCCGUGGGAAGGCGGAGCCUUGACAACGGUGGUCAACGAAUUUGAGGACCUUGACGGCCACGGACAUGGAGUGAAGAUCGAGGCUGUUUCGAUGAUGCCCUCCGUGUAUAUCCCUGUUUUCCCCUGGCGGGACGGGUUGAAUUACAAGCUGUGGGCUGCCGGCAUGAGAAAUAGCACCAGCUUCAUCACCCUAACCAAAGAUCGGGACGGUGGUCGCGUCUACCCUGACCCGACCGAUGGGCGUUGCCGUAUCGACUACACCGUCUCCAACUUUGACCGACGACACAUCGUGGAGGGACUGAUUGCCUCGGCCAAGAUUGCAUAUAUCUCAGGCGCUAAAGAAUUCCAUACGACCUACCGUGACAUUCCCCCGUUCAUCCGCCCGGAUGCCUCCAACUUCGACGCCCCCGAAGGUACCAAUGCUGCGGCCCUGCAGAAUUGGAUCGCUGAGCUCCGGCGAAAGUCACCCUUGAACCCGGAGCGAGGCCUCUUCGCCAGCGCUCACCAGAUGGGCACAUGUCGCAUGGGCAAAUCCCCCAAGUCGAGCGUGGUGGACGCCGAUUGUCAGGUCUGGGGCACCGACGGCUUGUAUGUGGUGGAUGCGUCUGUGUUCCCAAGCGCCAGUGGCGUGAAUCCUAUGGUGACAAACAUGGCGAUCGCGGACUGGGCCAGUCGCAAUAUCUCGCGGGCGAUGGGUAAGACGCGGGGCGAGAGUAGCGUGAUGGCUCGUCUGUGA